Neltuma alba is the source of this 1417-nucleotide messenger RNA. RefSeq names its product F-box/kelch-repeat protein At1g80440-like. The coding region runs from base 192 to 1274 and encodes 360 amino acids. The transcript has a single exon. Gene Ontology annotation, molecular function: protein binding. Gene Ontology annotation, biological process: negative regulation of cytokinin-activated signaling pathway; regulation of phenylpropanoid metabolic process. NCBI's taxonomy places the organism in Eukaryota, Viridiplantae, Streptophyta, Magnoliopsida, Fabales, Fabaceae. The record is from RefSeq and is a predicted model, not a curated record.
CCCAUUUCCUUCUUCUCUCAGAUGUUUGUUCCUUUUUGCCUCAAUCGGACGCGUCUACCUCUCUCCUCAAUCAAUCUUUAAAUCUUUCACUGUUCCUAAAUCUUCCCUUUCUAAGAUUUAAUCCUACUUGGUGCUUCCUUCUACUUGACUGAUUUUCCUUCUUUUGGUUUAACCGUGUUCUGCUAUCGACGAUGGAUCUGAUUUCGGGUCUACCGGAUGAUGUGGCCAUGGAGUGUUUGGUUCGGGUUUCCUACGAUCAGUUCCCCACCGUUGCGUCGGUUUGUAAGAAGUGGAAGACGGAGAUUGAGAUGCCGGAGUUUCGCCGGCGACGGAUGGACACAGGUCAUAUACAGAGGCUCAUCGUGAUGGUUCAAGCACGAGUCGAUUUGGAUAAACAAGGCAGUGGUUUGAUGAAGGGUUCGGCAAACCCGACUUAUCGUUUGAGUGUGUACGAGACGAAGUCGGGUCAGUGGAACGAGCUGCCGCCGCCUCCGGGUUACUCGGGCGGGUUACCCAUGUUUUGUCGAAUAGCGGGUGUCGGGUACGACUUGGUUUUGAUUGGCGGGUGGGACCCAGCCUCGUGGAAGUCUUCGAAUUCGGUCUUUAUUUAUAACUUCAUGUCGGCUAAAUGGCGACGUGGGGCCGACAUGCCGGGCGGGCCGAGGACGUUCUUCGCCUGCGCGUCCGAUUCCGAACGAAUUGUCUACGUGGCUGGUGGUCACGACGACGAGAAGAAUGCCUUGAGGUCGGCGUUAGCCUACGACGUGGCCAGAGAUGAGUGGGUCUCACUUCCCGACAUGGAUAGGGAGAGGGACGAGUGCAAGGCGGUUUACCACCGUCAAAACAGGAAGUUUCAGGUGAUAGGCGGUUACUGCACGCAGAUGCAAGGGCGGUUUGAGAGAAGCGCCGAAGCCUUUGACGUUGCAACGUGCAAGUGGGACCCAGUAGAAGAUGAGUUCCUGGGAUCGGCCACGUGCCCGAGGACCUGCGUGGACAGUGGUGAUGGAGGGAGAGUUUACAUGUGCAGCGGUGGUGACGUGGUGGCAUCAGAAGGCGGCACGUGGGAAACCGUGGCGAAACUGCCAUGUGAAAUCCGGGAAGUGGCGCACAUGAGUAUGGGGUUGGAGGGGACGUUGUUGGUGACUGGAUCUAGUGGGUAUGCAGAACCAUAUGUGGGCUUUUUAUUGGACCUUAAGAGUAGCAGUUGGAGAAUGUUCGGAAGCCCAAUGGGCCAUACGGGCCACGUCCAGUCAGGUUGUCUACUAGAGAUUUAGGAUUCAAACUCAUACUCGGUCUCUAUAUGUAAAGAAGCAAAAUUUUGGAUUGUUUAACUCAGUUUGAUUUUAAAAGAGCUUGUAUUAAAUUUAGAGUGCUUAAUUAUAAAUACAAAUACCUAACAUUAGAGUUUUUGUUGUUA